CACGUUUCUUUUAUUUUGUCAUUUUAGGUGGUGAAUCACAGUGACGUUGGAGGACGACGAUGACGAUGAUGGGGAGGAGGAUUUGGCAGAAGCAGAAGCCUUGGCGGUGGCUGCGUCAAUACCACUCUUACACCGUCUGUCCGUCGUUUCAGCCUCCAGUGUACAAGCGUCCGUUUCUAAAUCCCCUUUCCGGGGACACUUCGGUGUCGUUUCGCUCGGGUAGCAGCUAUGUCGACUUCAAUAUUCCACAUUUAAUGACUAGAUGUUGGUUUUCAACUCAAGCUCUGGCUGAUCUUUCACGGGGAGCUGUAGUUGAUGUACCACUGGCACAAACUGGUGAAGGUAUAGCUGAAUGUGAACUUCUUAAAUGGUUUGUGCAAGAGGGGGAUCAAGUUGAAGAAUUCCAACCUCUCUGUGAAGUCCAGAGUGACAAAGCAACAAUAGAAAUAACAAGUCGUUACAGAGGAACAGUAGCUCAUAUUUUGUAUGUUCCUGGUGACAUAGUAAAGGUUGGAGAAACUCUUCUAAAGAUGGUAGUUGAAGAAUCUCAGGUUCCACUAGUAUCUUCUGAGAGUUUAGAAAAAAUAGAGCCAGUUGAUUCUGGGCCAACUAGAAACAAUAAAGGUGAAGUUCUAUCCACUCCUGCUGUUCGGAACCUUGCAAAGCAACAUGGUAUAAACAUUAAUGAUGUCCAAGGAACUGGUUUAGAUGGAAGGGUGUUAAAAGAAGAUGUGCUUAGCUAUGCUGUCAGUAAAGGAAUAAUUAAAGAUCCAUCUACCACCGUGAGUGUUCAUUCUGGAGAGCAAUUUAUGGGGGGAGAAGAGUGUCAUCAUUAUGCAUCUGCUGCAGUUUCAAUCAACUAUGAUGAUAAGACAGUUCCCCUGAGGGGAUUCCAGCGAACAAUGGUCAAGACAAUGUCUAUGGCUGCAAAAGUUCCACAUUUUCAUUAUGUAGAAGAGAUAAACUGCGAUGCACUUGUUGAGCUUAAGUCAUCUUUCCAAAAUAAUAAUAUGGACCCUGAUGUCAAGCACACUUUCCUUCCAUUCUUGAUCAAGUCACUUUCUAUGGCCUUGAGCAAGUAUCCCUCAGUGAAUAGUUGCUUCAAUGAAGAGUCACUUGAAGUUAUCCUAAAAGGUUCCCAUAAUAUUGGAAUUGCCAUGGCUACUUCCUCUGGACUAGUUGUACCAAACAUAAAGAAUGUUCAGUCUCUUUCCAUUUUGGAGAUAACCAAGGAAUUGUCACGAUUACAACAAUUGGCAAUGGAGAACAAACUUAGUCCUAGAGAUAUUACUGGUGGGACAAUUACUUUAAGCAAUAUCGGGGCUAUAGGUGGAAAGUUUGGUGCCCCCAUCUUAAACUUGCCAGAAGUUUCCAUCAUUGCUAUUGGCCGAAUUCAGAAAAUUCCACAAUUUGCAGAUGACGGAAAUGUCUAUCCUGCAUCAAUUAUGACAGUUAACAUAGGUGCGGAUCAUAGAGUUCUAGACGGUGCAACGGUUGCGAGAUUUUGCAGUGAGUGGAAACAAUUUAUUGAAAAACCAGAGCUGCUUAUGUUGCAUAUGAAAUGACAAGGCUCAAGUACCUCUUGUUCAUGUAUCUAUCACCCUCCCUUUUCUGUCCCUAUAGCUGAAAAACCAGUAAAUAUACUUCUGUAAGCACAACCUUCACAGAUUGAUCUGCAAUAAGAUUGACAGGAACUGGGCUAUUUUUUAUUUUUAAUGUGAUUGAGUUGGGUAGGGAGAUGGAGAUUUUUUAAGGGUUUA
This is a messenger RNA of Carica papaya (papaya), 1760 nucleotides long. RefSeq names its product 2-oxoacid dehydrogenases acyltransferase family protein (gene BCE2). Gene Ontology annotation, molecular function: lipoic acid binding; acetyltransferase activity. The record is from RefSeq and is a predicted model, not a curated record. Gene Ontology annotation, cellular component: cytoplasm; mitochondrion. Lineage: Eukaryota; Viridiplantae; Streptophyta; Magnoliopsida; Brassicales; Caricaceae.